GUUGGUUCGCCAAAUUGAAAACAAAAGAAAGCAAAGAUCACGCUGUUAUCUUAUAAAUGUAAACUUUUGCGAUAAAGCAAAGCAUCGCUUAACCUUCAUUAAGUUGUUGUGACAUUUCACACUCAAGCUGCUGCGUGGUUACCGAAGAGAGCAGACCAUGGCUAAAUCAACCAAAGAGUUGACAGGCUUUCAGAGUGUAAUUGGCGCUUUGUUGCUGACCGCUGCUGGCUUGGGUUCAGUUCUCGUUCAUCUGCUGGCUGUUCGAUUUAUAUUUGUAAGGUGUUUGCUCUUUUUUGGCGUUGAAAGCAGUUUCUGGCAAGAACUGUGGGAGAAACUUUGCGACAUAUAUGCCGUGGGAAAUGAAAAGAACUUUUUCAUAUUUGGGACCGUGCUCGUGCAGAUGUUAGCCUACUGGAUUUGGGGCAGUUUAUACAUCAUUCUUGACUUCACUGGUUGGGCGUCAAAAUACAAAGUCCAGCCAGACACCAACAGUCCUCCAGAAUCGGGAAAACUCGCAAAGACAUUGGCACAAGUCCUUUUCAACCAAAUUGUUAUCGGAGGGGUCUUGUCCUGGCUGUCUUAUUUAGCGUUUGAAUCGCUGGGAGUGGCUUUUUCCAGCGAAAGUUUAAGAGCAUUGCCUUCCUACACAAGAGUCCUCGCGGAGGUGCCCUUCCACAUCAUGGGACAGGAAGUAGGCUUCUACUACAGUCACAGGUUGCUGCACUAUAAAUGGUUUUACAAGUACAUCCACAAGCAGCACCAUGAGUGGACGUCACCCAUUGCAGUUAUGGCCGUUUAUUGCCAUCCCCUAGAACAUGUAUUCUCAAACCUCGUCCCAGUAGCAUUAGGGCCCAUUUUGCUUCGAUCACACCCUGUCAGUAUUUGGUUCUGGUUUUCCUACGCCAUAUUCCAGACCCUGAACGGCCACUCAGGCUAUCACUGGCCCUGGUUUCAAUCCCCUGAAUUUCAUGAUUACCAUCACCUGAAGUUUAAUCAAAACUAUGGUUCCAUCGGCCUCUUGGACUUCUUCCACGGUACCGACACACAGUGGCGGGAGAGUGUCCAGUUUAAGAGGGACCUCUUUUUAACCGGAUUAAAAUCGGCGAGGAAUCUUGUACCAGACGAUGAUAUGAAAAAUAAGUGAAUAAAACCAAAGGAGGUUAAAUUGGUUAAUCAUUAAAAACAUUCUUUAAUUUAAAAAUAAUUGACCACAUCACGUUUACAAAAAUGGGUGAAUAUUUUAAAAAAAUAUAAAACAAAUGUUAACAGGCUAUAGAAAUAAAUGAAUAAUCUUUUCCGUCAAAUUAAAAAUAUGGUCUAAUUAACUUUAUUUUACACCGUUCGUGUUGAAUGAGCUAAUCUAUCUAUCAAAUCAACUUGUAUUGCUAUA
Molecule: messenger RNA, 1390 nt
Organism: Cloeon dipterum
Lineage: Eukaryota; Metazoa; Arthropoda; Insecta; Ephemeroptera; Baetidae
Product: fatty acid hydroxylase domain-containing protein 2-like
Exons: 4
Coding region: 158-1144 (328 amino acids)
Biological process (GO): sterol biosynthetic process
Cellular component (GO): endoplasmic reticulum membrane
Molecular function (GO): C-4 methylsterol oxidase activity; iron ion binding
Source: RefSeq, a predicted model, not a curated record